AUGUCUCAUUUUCACAGUGUUGGGAUCUUUCCCGCCUCUGGUGGUAUUGGAGGUGGUACUGUCAAGCACAUGUUAACACGGCUUCCUCCCACCGAUCUCAUCCUCAUCAGCCGCCACCCUGAGAACCUUGCUUCUGUCAAAGCCCAAGGAGCCGAAAUUCGUCAAGCGGAUUACGACGAUGAUUCCGCGCUACAGCAUGCAUUUCAUGGUAUCGACACACUUUUUUUGAUCUCGUAUGCCUCCGUUGAGCAUGAAUACAGAUCUCAGCGCCACAAAGCGGCGAUUGAUGCAGCCAUACGCAGUGGGGUCAAGUAUAUCUUCUACGGAUCUUUAGGCUUUGCUGGAACACCAGACAGCAAGGAAAGUGUGGCACACGUCAUGCAGGCACAUCUCGAUACUGAGAAGUAUUUAGAGACAUGUCGACAAAACAACGCUGGCUUUGCCUAUACCAUUGUCCGUGAGGGUCUAUACUCCGAAUCGUACCCUCUGUACACUGCCUUCUUUGACCCGGCGCGGCCUCGAAGGGAGGUCAAGAUUCCUCACGAUGGAUCGGGGCCUGGCAUUUCAUGGGUGAAGAGAGAGGAGCUCGGCGAGGGCACAGCGGAGCUCAUCUCGCGGUAUGUAACUGAGAAAGAAAAGUUCCAGUGGCAAAACAAGACUAUUCUCUUGUCUGGAGAGAAAACGUUGACCUUGGCAGAGACGGUGGCAAUUCUUGGCGAAGUCGCGGAGGUCCCUCUUCAAAUCAAGCAGGUUUCUGUCGAUGAAUUCGCUACACAACCUGACGUUUCUCUCAAUUUUACCUAUCAUGGUGCGGACUAUUCUAAGCCAUGGGCAACGGCCUUUGAGGCUUUUAGGCAGGGCGAAGCAUCCUGGGUCUCUCCAAUUCUAAAGGAGCUUUUGGGAAGGGAACCUGAAGAUUUCAAGACAACUAUUUGCCAGUCAAUGUAA
Molecule: messenger RNA, 948 nt
Organism: Fusarium oxysporum Fo47
Lineage: Eukaryota; Fungi; Ascomycota; Sordariomycetes; Hypocreales; Nectriaceae
Product: NmrA family protein
Exons: 2
Coding region: 1-948 (315 amino acids)
Source: RefSeq, a predicted model, not a curated record